AUGUUUCGAAUUACUAAUUAUCGUAAAAUUCAGGAACGCGAUCUUUUUUGGCAACAGUUUCGCUACGUAGCAUUGGGAAUUCUUACAAUUGCAAUCAUCAUAUUCAUCAUUAUUCUGAGCAUGAUCAAUAAACGACCAAAUAUUGACUCACAUAUCAUUAAUAUUCAACAUUUGAAUGAGCAGAGCACGUCGACAAAAACGGUCCUACUACAACAAAAAUCAUCGAAAGGAAAACGAAAAAGAAGAAAGAUAUAA
This is a messenger RNA of Adineta ricciae, 255 nucleotides long. Lineage: Eukaryota; Metazoa; Rotifera; Eurotatoria; Adinetida; Adinetidae. The record is from the annotation of a GenBank genome assembly.